Molecule: messenger RNA, 5183 nt
Organism: Argiope bruennichi
Lineage: Eukaryota; Metazoa; Arthropoda; Arachnida; Araneae; Araneidae
Product: cell adhesion molecule Dscam2-like
Exons: 27
Coding region: 391-5103 (1570 amino acids)
Biological process (GO): dendrite self-avoidance; homophilic cell-cell adhesion; axon guidance
Cellular component (GO): plasma membrane; axon
Molecular function (GO): cell-cell adhesion mediator activity
Source: RefSeq, a predicted model, not a curated record
GCAGUGGAAUACCGGUUUGGAAUUUCGCGCUCUUUUAGUUCAACAGACUCGCUGCUCAGUGAUUCCUGUUUUUGGAGAAAAUUUUAUUCAUGAAUUAGGAAAAUUAUCUUACUUUUUUAUAAAUUUUGGAUUUUUUUACUUUUUAUUCUGUCAUACACUGUUUUUAAAAACAAAAAAAGUUUUUGACAGACUACCAAUUAUAUAUUCUAAAAUGCAUCCGGGAUUGCAAUAUUAAGUACCAAUUAAAAGCAAGGAUAUAAACUAUCUAUAAACAUUAAUUUGUUUCUAAUCACCGUAAAGCUGUUGUUUGGUUAUAUUUAUGAAACAUGCUUCUGUUAAUAGAAGUGAAGGACAUUAAGUGGUGAAAUUUCCUUUAUUUGAUAAGAAAUCAUGAUAAAUUUCAAAAGAUUUUUUGUGAUUCUGCUUCUGGGUUUCGAAGUUGUUUACGCCGAUGACAUUCUACACAGAGGACCCAAUUUCUCGAUUGAACCACCAAAUCGGGUUGACUUCUCAAACUCAAGUGGGACUGUAAUCCCCUGUUCAGCUCACGGAUCACCUCACCCAUUGAUCACUUGGGUAAAAGGCGAUGGCGAGGCUCUCCAAGAGCUUUCAGGGCUCAGAUAUGUGAGACAUGACGGAACUCUAGUAUUUCCGCCUUUUCCGGGAGAGGAAUACAGAGCAGAUGUUCACGCUGCUGUAUACAGGUGCCAAGCCUCUAAUGUAGCGGGAACAAUUGGGAGCAGAGAUGUUCAUGUACGUGCUGUGGUUCUACAAUUUUAUGAGAUUCAACUAUUCGACGAAUUCGUCUUACGUGGCAACAUGGCUGUUAUCCACUGUCCGAUUCCAAAUUACGUCAGUGAUUACGUCAAGGUAACUUCAUGGGAGAGGAUGGAUGGUUUCCUUAUCAGUCCCAGCAUAGUAAGCGGUAAAUAUGGUAUGCUUGACAAUGGUGAUUUGUAUAUUAAGGACACAACUGAACACGACGGCACAUACAACUUCCGAUGCCAUGUUGAAAACAGUAUCACAAAGGAAAAAAGAACCAGUAGGAACUAUGCCAGUGUAAUUAUCACAGAACCUCAUCACAGUCAAGCCCCAAGAAUUACCAGACGUACAAAUCGUAUUACCGUACGACCUGGACAAAGAGUUACUUUACCCUGUAUAGCACAAGGUUAUCCUAUUCCGAAUUAUCGAUGGCGCAAACAUUAUGGCGACGAUUUGAUCCUGCCUGGCUUAGGAACAGCCGAAAGACAAGAAGGAAGUAUUCUAAUAUUUUCAGAAAUUACUCCGUCCGAUGCUGGGAAAUACACGUGUUACGUAAGUAACACUAUGGGAGAAGACAAGAUGGAAACAGAGAUUUUUGUCCAAGAAAAUAUUGCUACAUCUGUUUUCCCAAAGAUGUCUCGUGUAGAUAUUGGGAAAAACGCAACAUUUAAUUGCACAAUUACUGGCGGACCGGUGGAUUCCAUUGUGUGGAGAAAAGACAUGAGAUUUCUGGCUUCAAAUCCAAGGAUUUCCUUUCCAACUUCCACUAUCCUGCAUCUCUCCACCGCAUUACGUCAAGAUGCCGGGAUGUAUCAAUGCUUUGCUCAUCGAGACUACUUUGUAAGUCAAGCCGCAGCACAGCUUGUUAUUGGUGAUGUGGCUCCUAAAUUCAAAGUUACUUUCCCGGAGAAGAUCAUUAGAUCUGGCAGUUUCGUUAGUCUAAUGUGUGUCGCAAAUGGCAACCCAGCACCUCAAGUGAAAUGGACCAUGGAUGGUAUAUGGCCAUUGUCCACUCGUCCAGGCGUUUUGGUUAGCACUUACUUGAGCAAUCAUGGAGAGGUCUUCAGUUACGUCAAUAUCACUUCUGUAGAUGUUACCGACAGUGGUGUUUACAUGUGUGAGGCCUAUAAUGAUGCUGGUCGUGCUGUUCAUGCGCGAAGAUUGAAUGUGUUUGGAAACCUUUUCAUUCGACCCCUGAAUAAUUUGAGUGCUCUGUCAGGAGAGGGGUUUUCAGUCAUGUGCCCUUUUGGAGGUUAUCCAUUCGACAGUAUUACUUGGAAAAGAGAUGGGCGACAACUUCCCAUAAACCAAAGGCAACGUGUCUUUGCAAAUGGUACACUUCACAUUACGGAGAUGCAGCCAGGUGUGGAUGAUGGUCUUUACAGCUGCGAAGUGACUUAUGGAAAAGGCAUGCCGGUCACGAGGACAUUUUCCAUAGUUAUAAGAACGGAACCACAUGUCAGCAAUUUUUCGUUUCCAAAUAAUUUGCAUGAAGGAAUGAGGACAGCUGUGACAUGUAUUGUACUUGCUGGUGAUCCUCCAAUAACGACCAGAUGGUUAAAAGACGGUUUACCUUUAAAUGAAGAGGAUCUUGAUGCAAGCAUAUUGUAUGCAGGAAAUGGUUAUGUUUCAACGCUUACUAUAAAUGUAUUGGCAUACAAGCACAAUGGUAAUUACACUUGUUUAGCCUCGAAUGAUGUGGGAACUGGAUCUUUCAGCACUCGUUUAACCGUAAAAGUUCCACCAAGAUGGUUGCUGGAACCAAGAGAUACUUCUGCAAUAGCUGGACGUUCCGCAAGAAUCGACUGUCAAGCAGAUGGAGUUCCGCAACCACAUGUUAGAUGGAAAAUGUCAACAAAUUCUCAGUUAGAAGAAUUCAAGACCAUUGUAAGCAGUUCGCAUGUUCAUAUUCUUGUUAAUGGCUCUUUAAACUUCCGGAGUGUCGAAACGUCUGAUGAGGGUUCCUAUCUUUGUGAAGCGAAUAAUGGAGUUGGUGCUGGAUUGAGCACAGUAGUGCGUCUCACAGUUCAUAGUGCUCCGAAAUUUGAUUCAAAAUUUACUAUUUUGACUUCAAGAAGGGGAGAAAAAGUUUCUCUGAAUUGUGAUUCAUACGGCGAUACACCCAUGACCUUUACUUGGAGAAAGAAUGGAAUUAUCAUUGAUCCAGUUUCCAAUCCACGGUACAGCCAGCAGUCUGAGAGCCUCCACGGCGGUGAGGGGACAAAGCUGGUAAUCGAGAAGGCCGAGAGGGAGGACUCAGCCUCCUUUACCUGCACCUCGAUGAACGACUUCGGAGAAGAUUCCAUGAAUUUUCAAUUAACUGUCCAAGAUGUUCCUGAUGCACCCCAAAAUGUGGAAGUUCAUGAUGUUGGGAGUCGUUCUGUAAGAUUGACAUGGAAUCGACCUUUUGAUGGAAAUUCACCAAUCAUUCGAUACACAGUUGCAUGGCGAAGAAACGAUGAAACCUUCAAUAUCUUUGCAGACCAGUCCAGUGGUGGUCCACUGACUAUUGCGGGUGAUGAAACGACAAUUAUAAUUCGAGGUUUGAGACCGAAGACGAGAUACUUUUUCCGCGUGAAAUGCGAAAAUGUACUUGGAGAUAGCCAGUAUGGUGCUGAAGUAGCUGUUACUACAUUGGAAGAACCACCAAGAGAACCUCCUGUUUCAGUAAAAGCCAUACCUCUUUCUUCCCGUUCUGUUAACGUCACGUGGCAGAGACCCAUACGUAACGACGUGAGUAGCAGUGUUGAUGGCUUUUACGUUGGAAUCAAGUCCAAAGGUAGCCUGGAGCCAUAUACUUUCAAAUCUGUGGUGUUAACAGAAGAACUCAUUCAACACUUCGAAAUCCGAAACUUGAACCGAUUCACGGAAUAUACUGUCGUCGUCCAACCAUUUAAUAGCCGAGGGGCAGGACCUCCUUCCGAAGAAAUCGAAGUGAGAACUUUGGAAUUUGAUAGUCCUGGUACACCUGCAAUUAAGUCGUACUACACUACGUCAAAAACAAUUAAAAUGUCUUGGGAAAUUAAUGUCACACCAGAUGCUCCCGUUACAGGUUACUACUUAUACAAUAGAAUGGAGGGAAGCACAUGGCAAGAAAUCCGACUAAAAGGUGACAAUAAGGAAUAUCUUCUUCAGGAUUUGCAAUGUGGCACGAAGUAUUACUGUUAUAUAGUUGCCUUCAACAGUGCUGGGCGAGGAAAUAAAAGUGAAACGAUAUCAGUAAAGACAGAUGGAAAUGCACCUAUUGCUCCAGAUAAACGAUUCCUUUUAAGUCUUAACUACACAACGCUUCUUAUCAAUUUGAACAGCUGGCACAAUGGAGGGUGCCCAAUACGAUUCUUUGUUAUACAAUACAAAGCUAAUGGUCAGCAAGAUUGGACACUGGUCAGCAAUAAUAUCAUACCAGAACAACAAAAUAUUACUGUCAUGGAUCUCAUUCCCGGCACGUGGUAUUCUCUGCUCAUGACAGCAAGAAACGAUGCUGGAUCAACAGAUGCGGAAUACGUUUUUGCCACGAUGACAACUAGCGGAGAGUAUCCUCCCAGACCUUCUGAAGUAAGUGACAUUGGAGGAUCAUUUUACCGACAUUUGUUGAUCACCGUUCCCGUUGUCAGUUCAGCUGUGGUACUGAUUGUAGUUCUGUGCGUAGUCUGCCUUAUAACAAGAAGAAGGACAUCAGUUCGAAGAACAUUAUCUUCUGAUGUUGCAGAGAGUAAUGACCCUGUUAAACCUGAAUCAAUGCCAUUAUCUUCAACUUAUGAAACUGGACAAGAACCUGCCUAUUUUCCUGCUCCUUAUGCUGCCAGCAGAGUGCCUGGAUAUAACCGGGAAUCGUGCGUCCAUCCGGGAAUGGGGAAUCAACAAAAUAUGGGAACAUUUGGCAGUUCAAGAAGUGGCUAUACCUACGAUAUACCGUAUCCACCCAGAAAAAUGGACAAAUCCGAAGCAAACUACGAAUCUCCCAUCCUAUAUUUUCCAGGCUAUGCUAAAGGAUCGGAAUUAGGUAACCACCAACGGAUGUCCAGCUAUGAAGCAAGUAGAAAAAGAAAGAGUAGUCUAUCUUGGCGAGGGUUGGAUGAAAGUCCUUCCAGUGGUGAGUCAGAUGACGGUCGUGUAAUACAUUCCCGAGAAGAACGAAUUGUGAAAGAAGAAUCGAGGGAAUCUGAAACAGAAUGUGACAGAAUAUGGAAAUCUCUUGAAGAAUGUAAAUAUGAAGCUAACAAGAGGAUAUGUACAGAAUAUAUGAUCAUUCAUCAAGGAAAAUUUCAGGAAUUUCUUGAGCUUAUUCCUCCAGAAAAGCUGAAGAGAUACAGAGAUGAAGUGAUCAACGUUAACAUUUAAAUUAUGUUUGAUAUCACUAUAUUGAAUUAAAAAGGCAUCACCUUCAAACAAAAGAUUUGUAUGUAAAUAAACAUUUGAAA